CUCUCUGCCCACUUGGCGCCGCCGCCCGUUGCCUCGAUUCGACAUGAGUCUACUGCGACAGAGCCGACUACAGCAUACGCUUCUGCCUCGCUGCAUAUGCCAAGCUCAGGUACGGACAGCGAUCAGCUCGGCCAAGCGACAGACGAUCCCAGUCGUGCUCACGAUUGACGUACCUCUGCUAGGCAAGAGAGGUCAACUUGUGGAUGUAGCGCCCGGCCGAAUGCGCAACCUGUUUUAUCCUCGUGGGCAAGCACUUUAUGCUGGCAGCAAGAGAGCUGCUCUACUGCAGCAACAAGCCGAAGCAACGCCCGCCCCGCUUGUCGACGCUAUCCUCGAUGACUUCCCUGCCACCUCGGCGGAACAAGUCAUAGCGUCUGGCUCGAGCGAGAAGAAAAUGCCUACGGAUGCUCAAUUGGCUCCUCGCAUCGAAGAGGCGCUCUUGCGCAAGAUGAGCAAGAUCACAGAGCCUUUGGUGUUCAAGCGCAAUCUGAUCGAUACCGCUGCCUUUGGCACGGAAGCGGGCAAGACGACGGAUAUACCCUCUGUGCCGAUGCACGGCUCUGUGACCUUAGCAGACGUGCUCGAGAUGCUCGAGACUGCUCACAAUGUCGAACUGCGUAAUAUACCGAGCGUAUCGCUCAGUUUUGCAGCCUCGGUCGGCCUUGAAAACGACCGGCUCAAGCAAACAGGCUCCUACAAAGCUAUCGUUGACCUGAGAACGCUCGGUCAAGAGUAUUCGCUAGACAUCUACGUCGUUCCAACGUAGCAGCAACGCAACUCUAUGCAAGCCAUGUGUACUUGUACAUGCGAG
Mixia osmundae IAM 14324 is the source of this 811-nucleotide messenger RNA. RefSeq lists its product as uncharacterized. Gene Ontology annotation, cellular component: mitochondrion; ribosome. The record is from RefSeq and is a predicted model, not a curated record. Gene Ontology annotation, molecular function: structural constituent of ribosome. The transcript is spliced from 3 exons. Gene Ontology annotation, biological process: translation. Bases 44 to 766 code for a protein of 240 amino acids. NCBI's taxonomy places the organism in Eukaryota, Fungi, Basidiomycota, Mixiomycetes, Mixiales, Mixiaceae.